Molecule: messenger RNA, 2568 nt
Organism: Sorex araneus (European shrew)
Lineage: Eukaryota; Metazoa; Chordata; Mammalia; Eulipotyphla; Soricidae
Gene: VOPP1
Product: VOPP1 WW domain binding protein
Exons: 5
Coding region: 87-605 (172 amino acids)
Cellular component (GO): cytoplasmic vesicle membrane
Source: RefSeq, a predicted model, not a curated record
UGGCGGGGCGGGGCGCGCGGGCGGAGCGGGAGUGCGCGCGGGCUCGAGCGGCGUCCGGCUGCCCGGCGGACCCGAGGACCCGCACGAUGCGUCGCGAGGCGGGCGCGGUGGCGGCGCUGCUGCUCGCGCUGCUCGCCGAGUGCACAGAGGCCAAAAAACAUUGCUGGUAUUUUGAAGGACUCUAUCCAACGUAUUACAUAUGCCGCCCCUACGAGGACUGCUGUGGCUCCAGGUGCUGCGUGCGGGCCCUCUCCAUACAGAGGCUGUGGUAUUUUUGGUUCCUCCUGAUGAUGGGCGUGCUCUUCUGCUGCGGAGCGGGCUUCUUCAUCCGGAGGCGCAUGUACCCCCCACCGCUGACCGAGGAGCCUGCGUUUAAUGUGUCCUAUACCAGGCAGCCACAGAGCUCCGCUCCAGGUGUCCAGCCCCCGGGGCUCCCGUACUACGCCGACCCCGGAGGACCAGUGCUGACUCCUGCAGGCAGCGCCAUGGCCAUGGCUUUCCAGGUGCAGCCACAUUCCCCGCAGGGCAGCACCACCUACCCACCGCCCCCAUCCUACUGCAACACCCCGCCGCCCCCCUAUGAGCAAGUGGUGAAGGCCAAGUAGGGCCGCCGCCCGCCCAGUGAUGGAAAGUGCAGGGACACAGGCAGAGGCUCCGCCCUCGCUCCCCUCUCUGUCAUCUGCUUCCAGGAACUGUCUUGUGAGCCACUAGAGGCAAACACUCUUGGGCCUCCAGAGCCAAUACGGCCCCGAGUUGCCCCAGGAGGACCAACGUCCACAUCCAUUCUCUGUCUCUCUGUGGCCUGUUUCUGCUGGGACAGAGGGGAUCCUCCCAAAUCCCCAGAGUGCACCAAGACCCUCAGGAGAGACUGGGAGGUGAAAGAGGCUUCGUGGGCUGUGCCAGCAGCAGCAGAACCAAAGGGGCCUAUGGUCUUCUCUGUCUUGCUCACUUAGAAGCCCUUAGAAUCAGCCCAUGGGGCGAGCCUCUUAGCACAUUUUCAUCUCCACUGGCUUCCCAGAGAUGAGGGAGGCUGGGAGAGCUGCAGUAACAUGAAUCCAGCAUUGGGCCCGGCUGGAUGUCUGCAGUCACCUGAAAACCGGAGGAAAACCACCUAAAUUCAGACGGCUUCCUGCCCCGCCCAGAGACCUCGCAUUUUGUGAGCUUCAAUCUGCCCUGCUGGAGAGACAUUUGCUCUUUGUGGUAUGUGUGGAGCGCUGUCCUCUAAGGGCCUCUGCUCAGUCGCUCAGAUUCCCCACAGCCUUUCCUGCAGCAGCUCCCUGGCUGGGGUGUGUUGGCGGACACCCCAAAGGCAGGAGGUCACACAGCAGCCUCCAUGUCCACGCCAGCCAUGGCCCGUGCUCUAACCUCACCUGGUGAGAUGCUGAGGAAACGGACAGAGUAGGCAAAUGAAUCCAGGACUGCGGUAGGUCUCUCAGAAGGUACUGAAACAGCCCCGAGAUCCACGUCAGCAAGUGCUGUGGCUGGCCCGGCAAGCUUGGGUCCGAAACUUUUCCCCCCACCACCGUCCCGGGCCCGGACAGUGAGCAGAGUUAGUGGUGUUGACAUUGUGGUUAGCCUGCCUGAGACAGGAAGGGGAGAGUGACAUAGAUCCAUAUGUGUGUAGUAGUGGGACAGGGUGGGGGGUGGGGCCUGGGGUUGGGGAUUGAGCUAAGGUUUAAACAAACCAAUUGGAACCUCUUGAAGAAGUGCAGUUCCUUGAACUUGAGCAAUAAGUGUCUUACUGAGGUGGAUGCUGGGUGUCUCCAUCCCUCUCCAUCGUGCAUCUGGCACCCUGCUCUAUUGAGACAGCUUCUAGGGGAGCAGGGGGGAGUUCCAGCACCUUCCUUAGAGGACAGAUAAUCUGGGAGACUUCGGGUUAUGGCACAGGAAAUGCCCCUGAGAGCGCAGACACUGAUGCCAGCCCUGGGACCACCCUCACUCGACUUCUGGAUCCCGGCCCCUGAGGAGGACUGCCCAUGGCCAAGUCCUCACACACGCCCGAGGUAACAAAGCACAACAUUUGCUGUUUACAACCAGGGACAAUGACAGGGCUCCAAACAGUCUCUCCUCUAGGUCAUUUGUUUUGCCUUUUCAACUUCAACUUGACCCUUUCCUUUUCUGGUCUGAAAGCACACUCAAGCUGGCCUGGACUCCACCCAGGUGCCACCGAAGAGCACCCAAUUGUCCACCCCAAAUUUUGUUUAUCUUUUUUGAUAGAAAAUGGUCAUAACAGACUGGACGCUUCGAGGUUAGUGCUGAGCAGUUUUCUAUGCCCACCUUUGUCUAAGAUGAGUGUGGCUUCCCCCUUGGACCACAGUGAGAGCCCGCUGCAGUGUCCACUCCUGCUGCGUGUGGAAAUCCCACUGGGUCACAUCCCCAGCUGUCUCCUGCCCUCUGCGCUGCUGUGGCUGGCGCCAUCUGGCUCCUGCAGGUCCAGGUGCUUAAGCAUGAACUUGGAGAGGGUCCAUGCAUGUUUUUCCUUGGUGGCACUUGGCUCAUUCCUGUCUCUUUUGUUCUAUUUUGAUAGGGUUCUGUUUCCUAUGUAUGCGAAAUAAAAAUUAAUUUGGA